Orcinus orca (killer whale) is the source of this 6394-nucleotide messenger RNA. RefSeq names its product ADP ribosylation factor like GTPase 11 (gene ARL11). The record is from RefSeq and is a predicted model, not a curated record. The transcript has 2 exons. The coding region runs from base 176 to 763 and encodes 195 amino acids. Gene Ontology annotation, cellular component: cytoplasm. Gene Ontology annotation, biological process: intracellular protein transport; vesicle-mediated transport. Gene Ontology annotation, molecular function: GTPase activity; GTP binding. NCBI's taxonomy places the organism in Eukaryota, Metazoa, Chordata, Mammalia, Artiodactyla, Delphinidae.
CCCCACCCCCAAGCAUCUGGGAAAAGGAAGCACAAAAAGGGAGAACCGGCCACAGUCACUGUACUCGUUUCCCAUCUCGCUCUCAGGACUGAGCGCGGCUGCAGGUGCAAGACCACCACAGAGGGGGAGCUUUCGGCCGCAGCCUAAUAACACUGAGGGUCUGGCAGUGGCCCCCAUGGGGUCUGUGAACUCCCGAGGCCACAAGGCAGAAGCCCGGGUGGUGAUGAUAGGCCUGGACUUGGCCGGCAAGACCACGCUCCUGUACAAACUGAAGGGCGACCAGCUGGUGGAGACCCUGCCCACCGUGGGUUUCAACGUGGAGCCUCUUGAAGCCCCUGGGCACAUGUCUCUGACCCUCUGGGAUGUCGGGGGGCAGAGCCAGCUCAGGGCCAGCUGGAAGGACUACCUGGAGGGCACGGACAUCCUCAUUUUCGUGCUGGACAGCACAGACGAAGCCCGCUUGCCCGAGGCAGCGGCUGAGCUCACCGAGGCCCUGGCUGACCCCCACCUGGCCAGCGUGCCCCUCCUGGUGCUGGCCAACAAGCAGGAGGCAGCCCACGCCCUGCCGCUGCCUGAGAUCAGAGACAGGCUGGGCUUGCACAGGUUCCAGGGGCACUGCUGGGAGCUGCAGGGCUGCAGCGCCCUCACCGGAGAGGGGCUGCCCGAGGCCCUGGAGAGCCUGAGGCGCCUCCUGAAAUCCCACAACCACUGUAACUCCAGGUGCGCGCAGGGGGCAGGCUGUGGGGAGAGCCAGAGGCCUUGACCGGGGCAGAGCAGCCUGUCUUCUUCGCUCAUGUGGAUCGGAAGACCAGCUAAUCCUGGAGAAUCUCAAAUUCAGUUUCUCAAACAAGGAAUCCCCCUGCGCUCGGACAGCAUAUUUUCCUCUUGGGACUUAUUGUCACCGGUGUUUGUGUUGAAAAUCAACUAUUCUUUGAAUAAUGAUACUCUGAGGGAAAAAGCAAACCUCAGCAUACUUCGUUUAGUAACUCAUUACCACGUCUGAACUAAGCAAUUGUAAUAACAGAAAAAGUGGUUGCAGAAUAAUUAAGACCUAAAUUCACAGAGGGAAAGAGAUUUCAAAAUCAAAUCAGAAUAUCACCUGGACGUGGGCAUGAUCUUAUGAGUGAUUUUCCCCAGGAGCCCCUGGGUGUGUGUCACCAUCACUCUGAGGGCAAGGAGUCAGGGCCAGCAGGAUGGAGUCUGCUUCUGCAGGAUCUUGGGUUUAGAAGUUCAACGGGGCGCUCAGCCCUGGGCGGAGGCCAGGAGUUCAGGCCUUCCAAAAUUGAUCCUCUUCUUUGACCCUGAUUAACCCUUCUCCAACUUUUUGUUAUCCUGUACUGGUCUUUCUCUAAAACCCUUCAUUGUUUUCUUUCUGUUUUCCUUCUCUUUCUCUCUCCUUCAAGCACACAGGUUUCCUUGAAGAUCAGAUUAAUCAAUGAUUUCAUUCAUUUAUUUAUUCACUUUAUCAAAAAAUAUGCCGAGUAUUGAAUCUGUGGCAAAAGGCAAUGAGCUUUAGAUAUGAAGCUGGACCUCCAGAUGGCAGGUGUGAAUUUUGAAGAUAUGUAUAACAGCAAUGCACCUCUCACUAUUAAUAGUGAAAGGGAAAGCCGAAGCGUUUUCAGGUGACGUUACCUAAGAUCCAUGAAGCUCCUGAAAUUAUUUGCAAAAUGUUACGCUUUGGGCCAUUUUUCUAGGGAAGAAGAUCCAUAACUUUUGUGAGACUUUCAAAGGUACCUGUGACUCCCUAAGAUAAGAAUCACUGAUCUGGUCUUAUACCUCAUUCCACCCAGGAAUGCUUUCUAUACUUUUUAAUGGCAAGUAACUUCCAUUUGGUACCUAUUCUCGUGUUAAACAGCUCUAAAUUUGGAUAUUCCUUCCCAUCCUGGGCUACCAUCAGCCUCCUUAGAACUCCUGAUGGUGGUUCUGCCCUCUCUGGAGUGACACAAUCACUCCAACAUCUGAGAGGUCCCUCUACCCAAAGUCUCCCCUUCUAACAUCAAGUUAGGUGUGCCUAGUUCUUUCCACCAUGUGUCAAUCAAUGUGUUUCAAGACUUCCUAUGUUAGACACAGAAAAGGGCAAAGAUGCAAAGACAACGGAGACUCCAGCCUCAUGGUCCUCUAGAUGGGGAAGCAGGAGGACAUGACUCCCAUAAAAAAGGAGAGGUUGGGCUUCCCUGGUGGCGCAGUGGUUGAGAGUCCGCCUGCUGAUGCAGGGUAUGCGGGUUCAUGCCCCAGUCCAGGAAGAUCCCACAUGCUGCGGAGCGGCUGGGCCCGUGAGCCAUGGCUGCUGAGCCUGUGCGUCCGGAGCCUAUGCUCCACAACGGGAGGGGCCACAACAGUGAGAGGCCCGCGUACUGCAAAAAAAUAAAAAAUAAAAAAAAGGAGAGGUUGAGAGUUUACUGUUUACUGAUCACGUACUGGGGCUGGUUCCGUGCUCAGUGCUCUACAGAGAUUAUCUCUAAUUCUCCCAACUCUGCAAAGUAGGGAUCAUUCCCAUUUUAUAUAAUUAGACACUGAGGCUCAGAGAGGUUGUGACUUGCCUGAGGCACUGCUCUUAAGUGAUAUUUCUGGAAUUUGAAACCAGAUAUUCUAGCCCUGAUGAUGCCUGCAUUUUCCCACGACAUCAUGCUUCUAGAAGGUUGAAGCCAAGGUUGACCUUCAGUAGGCAGAUGAGAUGGGAGAGCAGCCUAGUCAGAGGGAAGAGACAGCUUGGAGGCAUGAGGGAGAGUGUAGGAAGGACAAACAAACCAGAAAGGCUGAAACACGAGGUUGGGGUGAGGGGUGGGAUGUAUUAUAACAGGAAACAAAACUGGAAAGUUUAGCUCCAAAUUAAGGAAGGCUUAGACUUUCAUAAUCAGGAGUUUGUCUCAGAGAAGUGAAACCAUCUGGCUUCCAUUUAAGAGGCUAAUUUAGUGGCAGUGUGGAGGUGAAAUAAAGAGAAGGGGGGACGCUGGGGACGGAAAAGUGGACAGCCCAGCUAGAUGCCCAUCAUGGUCACAGAGGAGAGGAGAGGGAGGCAAGGACAUUGAGAGCCAUUUUUAAGACAAAAGGCUGAGAAAGGAAGAACUUGAAGGUGCUCAAGAUUUUGAGUCUGUGUGGCAGGUGGGAUUGGAAUGAACUGAGAAGGUGGACACAGGAGGGGCAGGUUGCGAAGGGGCUAGAACCUCUGAACCCUGCUUUUGGAAUGCUGGGUCCGAAUGUGUUUAUAGCUCUUUUCAGACUGUUCCGUUAUCUGCAGAGUUUGAGGCACUGAGGACCCUCUGGAGGCAUCUGCUGGUUUCUGCUCAUGGAGACUCAUUUCCUCACAUGACUUGUCAUUUUUUAUUGUGAGCUCAUCUUCAGUAGGAUUUGUUUUUCCUGUGUGACUCCCGUGUGCUCUGGGUUAUGACAGUUUUUACACAGAGUGGUUUCACAUUAGCGUCUACCAGGAUCCUGGAGGUUUCAAUUGUUUUAGACCAAAUAUUAUGUUAGUUUCUCUGUUUGGGGCUCACGGACCUCACAGGUAGUAGGAAUUUGAACUCUGUGCUCAUUCAUGGCACAGGCCCCAGGGAUUCGGUUUCUGACAGGCAACUGUUUUUCUUUGCACUCCCAACAUAGACCGUUUGUUUUGGCAUGGCUGGCUGAGCUGGCGGGCAGAAUUUUCCAAUCCCCUUUUAAGAAAGGGGUGCCACUUCAAUGCUCUUGCUUUUUUGCUGAGCUCAGAUCAAAAUUUUCUCUCCUCCAAGCAAGAGUGAGGCCACAUCUCCUGUACAGGUGCUAUGACUACAGCCUGGUCCCUCGAGCCUAAAUUGGGCUCCUCUAAGAUCCCCCUGGACUCCAGGCUUCACUCAACUGCUUCAGCUGUGGUUUCCCUCUUCAACUGGUUUCUGCCACUUGAGGAUUUCCUUUUUUUUUGCUCAAGGGCAGCCUACAUUAAAACAAUUAUUUUUGAUUAUAGUUUACCCAACACUUAUGACUCCACAGUGGAAAAGGGUCCAUCUGCCAUGUCACUAGGCAUCUGCCAGGGUCCCUGGGAAAGGCUGAGCCCACAGAGGUGGCCAGAGAGAGCAGACACAGGGCCCAGAGCCAGUGCCAGGGAGGAGGUGAGGAUGCUCCAUGGCACACAGGCAGUGGCCUGGCUUUGCCCUCUCCAGUUCUUUCAUCCUUCCUUCUCCCAUUCCAGUAAUGUUGGCUCUGGAAGGAGGGUGAAAUCCCAUCCUCUUUCAGAAACUUCCCUGAAGACCAUGGGGUAGCUGGCCUUGCCUGCCGGGAGCAAGAGUAGCAACGGGACAAAGCUGGCCCGUAGGACUGGGAAUUCCACUCCCAUGGCCACUGCCAACUGAAGGGGAGGGCAGUCAGGGGCCAGUAGGGUAGCCUCAGCCCUUGCCUCCCCACCCAAGGCAAGCCAGAGCCCGCCAGGGACAUGGUGGGGGCAGACAGAGGGGCUUCCCUCCUGCUCUUCUGCUCAGAGAGAAACAUACACAUAUGUACGUAUACAGGUACUUAUAUCACAGAGCUACAGCACAGGGAAGCUUAGCAAGAAACAAAUCAUGCCUUCUGUUUUGUUUUUUAAAAGGUGCUCUCCUUAUGAGAGGGGUAUUUUGCGUGUUCCAAUUCACCCACACCUUUCAGGUCCAUCAGCCUCCCGUUAACCCAUGAGCGGGAGUGAGGAGGUGCGUGAGCAGAUGUGGCUGAAAAGCACGAAUCUGUUUCCUCCUUAUAUAUAAAGGAAUCUGGUUUUCUUCUCCGCAAACACUGUAUAGAGUGAGAUUUGUUCCACGUUGGAGAGCUGAUUACCCCUUUGAAUAUGGGUUGAGUUCCUCCCUUUCUGACUCAUUGAUUCUGAAGAUGUUUCUCCUUCCCCUCUUGGAUAGAAGCAAUCCUUUGGUGAAAGUAAGAACUGCAGGAGUUGGGGUUUAGUUUGGUCCUGCUGAGUUUUGGGUUUCAGCUGUCCAUCCUCACAGAUUUCCACACUCAUCUCCUCCCACUGGGGCUGGGGGAAGCUGUGUUCUUUAAAGUGGGCUAGGCCCCCAUCCUCAGCACGUGGUGAGCUGGGACCUUGCCUUCCUUCUCGCUCUCCAGGUUUUUUUUUUUUUUAACUAAUUAAUUAUUUUUGGCUGCAUUGGGUCUUCAUUGCUGCGUGCGGGCUUUCUCUAGUUGCGGUGAGCGGGGGACUGCUCUUCAUUGCUGAGCGUGGGCUUCUCAUUGCGGUGGCUUCUCUUGUCGCGGAGCACGGGCUCUAGGCGUGCACGGGCUUCAGUAGUUGUGGCACAUGGGCGCAGUAGCUGUGGCUCCCAGGCUCUAGAGCACAGGCUCAGUAGUUGUGGCGCACGGCCUUAGUUCCUCCGCGGCAUGUGGGAUCUUCCCGGACCAGGGAUCAAACCCAUGUCCCCAGCACUGGCAGGCAGAUUCUUAACCACUGCACCACCAGGGAAGUGUCCGUCCUCCAGGCAGAUUUUAGAAUGCACGACACCUCAAGUGUCCUGGCUGCAACCUCAGGUGGUACGGUGAGGUCACCUCACAAAAGACUCGUACUUUCCCCAGAACCCACCUGAUGCAACUCAACACCAGCGGGGUACUGCUCCCUUCCAGAAGCCCCAGCCCCAAAGAUGGACAGAGGCAAGGCAGUCAAGCAAUGAGAUUGUCCAGGCUGUGCCUCUUGCCACAGAGCCUGGGUCAAGGUGGGAGAGUCCCUGAGUGAGCGGGAGAUGGGGAUCCCAUUCCUGCCAUUUCUUGGGCCUGAAAGGGCAAAUACAGAUGAAAAAUAAGAGGCUUAGCUCUCCCUGUUGAAAAUAAGGGAAGAUGCUUCUCCUUCCUCCCUCUUUUUAGAGCAUUCACUUGAGAAAACUGGUAACUCUAAGUUCUUUUCUCUGUCUCUUUGAAAGGUAUGUAAAGUUUUUAAAAAGCUAACUCAGACUCCUGCCAGCUUUAGGACUGUCUUUCUCAAGGACCAGGGAGCCAUCCCUUUGAAAUGCCAUCAUCAAGGGAGAUAGGGCCCCUCUCCCAUCUCUGUGGGAGGGUGGGAGCCUUGCUCCUUGUUGCAAAACUACCUCCUGUCAUAAAGAUAGGAGAAGCUGGUUUUUCUUUAGGUUAAAGCCAAUUAGGUAACACAGAUGGUGACCCCAAUUACCAGGCAAAUCCAGGAUGAACUUGGUGUGAGGACUGGUUGUUAUUGUGUAGGUAAGGGCCUGUGUCUGCCUGCCUGUACAAAAGGCUGAGAUUCCUGUCUGUCUCUGCAGUCUCUUAGCUGAUUGCCUGUGCUGCACAUCGCAUUCUGGUUUGAUGCCUAUUCAAUAACAAAACUGUUUUCUUUCUCUCCUACCUUUGUGGAGAAGGUUUGCUGGGUUGGCAGAUUUGUUUUUAAUUCUCUUUUCCUAACAGAUCCCAUUGGCCUGGCUCUGUGAGCUCCUGAUCA